GCAACUGAAGCUUUUAACGGUCUUAUGUUGUACUUCUGGGAAUUUCUUGCUGCCUUUCCUGAUUCUAAAAUCAGAAGUCUGCAAGAGGAUUUCAAGACAACUCGAUGCUGCCGAUUUACCAAACUAUAUAAAAGGCCCCGAAUGACCAGUUAUAGUCUCACAAAUCUUCUUAGCCUGGUCCCAGUAAGGUUCCAACGUUGGUUUUCCAGGGUAGCCGAAAAUGUUCAAAUUCGUCUCAGUUAAACGCCAAAAUUCUAUCGUGUGCGCUUUUAUGAUGGUGAGCCUUUUCUGUGGCCAACUGGGCGUCUACGGAGAAACCGAUGCCAGUCUCGAUGAAGGUGAGAUUGCGAAUCUCGAAGAAGAUGAAAUUGCAAAGAUGGCGGUUCCCUGCCAAAUCUUUUGCACGCUCGAAUACAUGCCAGUGUGUGGAACAGACGGCAAAACGUACUCCAACAUCUGCCAUCUGAAUGCUCAUAACACGUGCCAUGGCACAGACGUCCAGAAGAUUCACGACGGUCCUUGCCGUCCUCACGAGUUCUGCGUUCCCGAUCCCCAUCCACUCAAAUGCCGAUGCCUCCACGGCAAGGUCGUAUGUCAAACUCCCCAGGCUCAACCUCACAUUCGUUGUAACAAUGUGUUCAAGCCCGUCUGCGGAACCGAUGGGAGAACUUACCGAAACGCAUGUCAAUUAGCUGUGGCCACCACUUGUUCCUCCAUCCAUCCCCAAGUGCGUGUUUGUCAUAAAGGUCCAUGCAAAUUUGGACAAUUGUAGACAAAAUCUUUUCCCAAGAAAUCGAUAAAAGAAUGUGGACACUGACUUUGAAUUUAA
Messenger RNA from Daphnia pulex (common water flea), 829 nucleotides. Its product is annotated as thrombin inhibitor rhodniin-like. The record is from RefSeq and is a predicted model, not a curated record. NCBI's taxonomy places the organism in Eukaryota, Metazoa, Arthropoda, Branchiopoda, Diplostraca, Daphniidae. Bases 221 to 772 code for a protein of 183 amino acids. Gene Ontology annotation, molecular function: protein binding. The transcript has 4 exons.